AUGCACUUGAAUCAUUACCAGAUAUAUUAUAAUUUAUCAUUGUCAAGCAUUCAAUUAUGUAACUAUUAUCACAUUUUGAAUUUAACCAACACUUUAAAUUAUACAAAUCUGAAUGAAUAUAAUUACGGAAACGAAGCUCAAGAACAUCAAAAAAUCUUAUACAUGCACCGAGCAAUUACUUAUUUUCAAUUAAUUAAUGUUAGAAAUAGUGACGCAGUAGAUCCGGUUCAGGAAUUAUACGAGUUGCUAUACAGUUGUGAGCGAUACUAUCUUGUUAUGUCAUCACAUAAUUAUAACAUCAAUGUAACAAGAAACAAUGACAUUGUUUUGCAAUUACGUUCAAACAAGUAUCGAGGUAAAAGUUACACUUACGAGUUGAUGAGAUUUUUAGAUUCAAAACACACGAUAGAUGAAUUAUGUUAUAAAUCCAAUUUCAAUGUUUUAUUAAAUUAUACCAAACCAGUUUCUGGCUAUUUCGAAUUGAAAACAGAAAUGAAUAAACUUAAUGCCACAGAGCCAAUACAUAAGAUAAUCCACAAUAUUGUUUUGUUCAAAUUGUUGCUCAUUAAACCAUUAAAUUUUGUUGAAACCAAACAAGAGAUUGUGACAAUUAUUAGGAACUUAAACUUACUAUUAGAAGAGAAUGAUAGUGAUACGUUUAAAAUAAAAAUUUCCAAUUAUCAAAUAAUACAACCAAUGCUACAUUGUUUAAAAAGUUUUCUUGAAAUUAAGCAAGUUGAAGUAAAACUUGGUACUCCACAAUUGGAUUUACAGGACCAAGUUUUGUUAGUUAGAUUUAGCGAAAAUUUGAUUUUGCAUUUCCCAUUUUUCAAUAAUAUCAAUAAAUUGAUCAGAGCUCAUAAAAUUUUGAAUAACUGGUUCCUUAAUUUGAGUGAAAUUAAAAAAGAUGAUUUGGAAGAACAAAAUGAGAAGAACCAACAACAAGGCAAACUUCAAAGUUUACAACAACCAAUUCAACCAUCACCACAGCAACCACUAGCAUCACUAGCACAACAACAACAACAGCCGCAAGAGCAACAACCACUGAUGCUGCACAAUUUGGAAAAUGACUUACAGAACCAGAUUCUCACGCCGACUCCCGAUAGUUUUCUGAUGAAUUUCCCAAUGCAUAAUUCAGUUCUGCAUAUGUCGCCCAAUUUGAACCAAGUAUCUCUGCAACAAAAAAUUGCCAGUCAGAUAAACUUGAAUGAGUUAUUAAGAGAUCUUAAUGGGACACCUUCAUCUACUACAGAUUUUAUUAAUCAAUAUAACAAUUUCAAAGUUCCCGAUACUUUAAUAUCCACAAACUCAAAUCCAAUAACUCAACACCAAGCGGAUGACGAAGAAGAAGAUGUAAUAGACAAUGAAGAAGAUGAUGCAGAAGAUGAUCAAGACCAGUUCUUUUCCAUUGUGCCUCAAAAUCAACAUGGCCAUAAAUUUGCCAAUCUUCAAGCCCCUCAACCAGUUUCUAAUACAGGCUCCAACACGUUAAAUAAUGGCCCAGUUACAACGGCAACACCAAGUGGGGCAAUUGGUGGUGGUGGCAACAAUACUGGUAGUUUCCUUUCAUUAUUCAAUGCUACUAAUUUUGUGGAUGAUCAAACAGAUGGUAAUAAUGGUGCUACUGGUGUUGGCAGCAGCUUUUUCAAUUUGUAUCAAUUGAAUAAUUUGCCCGAAAAGUGA
Candida albicans SC5314 is the source of this 1683-nucleotide messenger RNA. RefSeq lists its product as uncharacterized. The record is from RefSeq and is a predicted model, not a curated record. The transcript has a single exon. Lineage: Eukaryota; Fungi; Ascomycota; Pichiomycetes; Serinales; Debaryomycetaceae. Bases 1 to 1683 code for a protein of 560 amino acids.